Molecule: messenger RNA, 1596 nt
Organism: Iphiclides podalirius (scarce swallowtail)
Lineage: Eukaryota; Metazoa; Arthropoda; Insecta; Lepidoptera; Papilionidae
Source: the annotation of a GenBank genome assembly
AUGUGGAAAGCGGCAACAGAUGUUACGGCACCAGCACCGGCCGAGGCUGACGAUUGGGAGACAGAUCCGGAUUUUGUUAAUGAAAUCAGCGAACAUGAGCAGCGUUGGGGGCCUGGCGGGAGGAAUGUGGAAGCCAUUGACAUGGCGAAGUUGAGAGAGGAGGUCUUGGAGGAAGACAAGUUGAGGAAAAAUAAGGAAUACGAGCAAGGACCUAAACCUUCUUUCGGAUACGGUGGCAAGUUCGGCGUGCAAGAAGACCGAAUGGACAAGUCCGCUGUCGGCCACGACUACGUCGGGAAGACCGAGAAGCAUGUCUCUCAGAAAGACUAUGCCCAAGGCUUCGGCGGCAAGUUCGGCGUGCAGACGGACAGAAUGGACAAGUCGGCGGUCGGCCACGACUACGUGGCCAAAGUGGACAAGCACGUGUCGCAGACCGACUACGCGGUGGGCUUCGGCGGCAAGUUCGGCGUGCAGAGCGACCGCGUCGACAAGAGCGCGGCCGGCUGGGAGCACCGCGAGGAGCUUCCGAAGCACCCCUCGCAGAAGGACUACUCGGUGGGCUUCGGCGGCAAGUUCGGCGUGCAGAGCGACCGCGUCGACAAGGCCGCGCUCGGCUGGGACCACCACGAGCAGCCCCACCAGCACCACUCGCAGACCGACUGCGCGCUGGGCUUCGGCGGCAAGUUCGGCGUGCAGAGCGACCGGCAGGACGCCUCGGCGCUGGGCUGGGACCACGUCGAGCGCGCGCCCAAGCACGCCAGCCAGACCGACCACAACAAGGGCUUCGGCGGCAAGUUCGGCGUGCAGAGCGACCGAGUGGACGGCUCCGCGCACCGCUUCGACUCGCCCGGCCCAGUGGGGACGGCGUACGCACGCCCCAAGCCGGAGCUGGGCGCAGCCAAGCCCUCCUCCAUACGCGCCAAGUUCGAGAACAUGGCCAGGGAGAAGGAGCAGGAAGCAAUGCAGUCCGUGCAGAAGAUAAGGCAAGAGAGACAGAUGAUGGACAAGGAGCUAUCGCAGAAGGAGAAAGAGAAGCUGUCAAAGGAGAAAGAAGAGACGCUCAACGAAGAUCCGAAGCCGAAAGAGACAGCCCCGAAACAGCCCGAAGCAGAGGUAAAGGUAGCGGAACAUAUCAAGCAGGCGGAGGGAAAGAGAGAAUCGAUCCAAGCAAACGAGAAGAGUGACAAGAAGGAGGAGAUCCCGGUUAGCCAAAUACCAGAAACAGAGGCCAAAGAGGUUCCAGUGAGCAAACAUUCCGAAGCGACGCAGCCCAAUUUGCCCGAUGUCACCCUUGUAGGCGAGCCCAAAGAGAUCAAGGAGGUCAAAGAGUGCCGGCAGCCGACGAUCGUGGUGUCGCCGGUGGGGUGGGAGGCGGCCGCGGGGGAGGGCGAGGGCGACGGGGAGGGCGACGAGGAGGAGGAGGGGUACACGGCGCGCGCGCUCUACGACUACCAGGCGGCGGCGCCCGACGAGAUCUCCUUCGACCCGGACGACCUCAUCACCAACAUCGUCAUGAUCGACGAGGGCUGGUGGCAGGGCCUGUGCAAAGGCGCCUACGGCCUCUUCCCCGCCAACUACGUCCAGUUGCAGGACAAG